UCCAAACCCCUGAUCGUUGUUAUCUCCAAACCCUAACCCUCCUCUUCUCCAAACCUUCGUAGUUGCCUGCGGUGCCUCCAUCGCAAGCAGAGUAACGUUGCUGUCCUACUUUCUACUCCAAACCCUAACCCAUCAAUCACCGACGAUGUCCAUAGUCUUCCCCAUCUGCGGUAGCAGCAGAUCUCAUCCCAAUGCAUGGUCGCCCAACCUCCAUCAAUAACAACUACCAUCACAAGAGGCUGCUUGUCCCUCAUUUUUAACAAAAGCUACCAACAAAUCGAAGGUACUCUCUCUCGAUCUCUCUUCCUUCGUCUCUGUCUCUCUCACUUCCCCUUUCGAUUAUCAGAAUUUAGGCAGCAGCCAUGGCAGCGGUAGCCAUAUCUGCUGCUGUCCAUGGCCGCCGACAUCUGCAUGUUAAUGGUUUGAAGAAAUGCUUCAAUCAAUAACGUGUACCACUAUUGUACAUUUAAUCUCUCUGUUUCUUUCAUACCUUUUCGGCCCAUCCAUGAGUGGACUAACAUGAUAUAUGGGAGGGGAACAUUCAACAUUGGUCCACCUCAUUAGAGGCAGUGAUCCCACACAUAUACCACUUUAGACCAUGUGUUUGUGCGGAUAGGGUAUUCCUCCUUUGUUUAUUCACUUCGAUGAUAAAAAAACUGUUAAUAUGCUGGCCCUCAACCUGGAUGGCUAAUGAUAUGGAAAUCCCCAUAUUGGAAGGUCGCAACUAUUGAAUAUUUGAUCUUUUACUAGAAUGUGAACUUUGGUGUCUUUAUUUUCUUAAUUGCGUAUUUGUUGGGCAACCUAUUGAAGUGUUUGGAUUUUUCUGUUUUUGGUAUUUUUUGGUGGAUGGUCCACCAGAGUGGGACCCAUCAUAUCAAUGGGUGGGAUAACUAAACUAUUGAUUUCACUUGUACAAACCAAAACCUUGAAGGAUGCUAUUAGAACAUCCAACAUAAGUAUUGUUAUAAUGCCUUGUUGAUUGAAAAGAAGCUAAAGGACUGGCCAAUGUCAAAAAUUUUAAAGCCACCCAAAUUCCGCCCAAACCAUGACAUUAAAUUUUUCCUUGAAUGUUGAGAUCAAAUCAUAAAUAGAAUAGCGUUUUUCAUAAUAAUGGAAUGGUCUUCACUACAUGUCAGCUUGAGUGAGUGCGUUUUGUGAAUUCAUGAAUAGGACAUUUUUUUCCUUUUUCUUUUUUGUUUUGUAAUAAUGAGGAAUGGUAACUUUUCCAUAUCCAUGCAUUAAUGUGCCAUAGUGGAGGAUUACUAUGAAUACCUAGGUGGAGCUCUUUUAUGGAAUGUCAUAUUCAGCCAAUGAUGAGAUUGUGUACUUCAAAGACCUUAUGAGCAUUCUAAAUGUGGUAUAUUUGAAAGGUACUUCAAAUAGUGCUUCUUUUCCAGGACAUUCUGCAUACCGUCACCUUCUUUACUAUGAUAUGAAUAGCAAGAAACAUCAUCAUUAAUUCUUUUGCCAUUUCCUUAUGAUUAGACUGCAUGCUGGCUAUUUUAAUCAAACAUUGCUCAGAUUUGUUGAAGAAAUGAAUGGCUAUUUAAAUCAAAUUUAUUUUUCUUCAAGAACUAUUAUUGCUCCUUAUGUUCAAUUUUUGUUUUCUUGUGAAACUUCUUUGCAGGUUCAUCAACAUAAAUUUUGCCCAAAAUGUGUAUAUAUGUUGUUGUAAUGUUGAGACGCAUGAUGGAAGCGUCUUGCAUUGAUGGGAUGUAGUACACGAUGAAAGUACCAGGCGUUUUAAAUCUACUAACAUUGAUGCCUCAAUUGAUUGCAGAUGUGCAUUUCUGCAUGAUGGCUAAGCAGGUAGAAGAUAGAACCCGAGAAUCUUUUACGUUACUCAAAUGUAUUCAAUGCAGGCACAAAUGUGAUCAUGGGGGUACCUUUAAUUCAUCAUCUUUAGGUCUAGAUGCUUCCCCUCACCAGCAUCAUUCCAACACUCUCUCUGAUGCUAACAUGGGUUUUGCUGGAUGCGCUUUUUCCGCUGCUGGGGCUGCUGUCCUGUCACCAAUCCAUGUUAAUCUGCUAGACAUUUUAAAGGGACUUGCAUUACCACAGAAGAAUGCCUAUUGAAUCCAAAUUGAAACCCAACAAUGAGUAAGGAACAAAUGGAGGAUGAACUGAAGAUGUAUCUUG
Messenger RNA from Magnolia sinica, 2139 nucleotides. RefSeq lists its product as uncharacterized. The transcript is spliced from 3 exons. Bases 1726 to 2076 code for a protein of 116 amino acids. The record is from RefSeq and is a predicted model, not a curated record. Lineage: Eukaryota; Viridiplantae; Streptophyta; Magnoliopsida; Magnoliales; Magnoliaceae.